Messenger RNA from Penaeus vannamei (Pacific white shrimp), 4471 nucleotides. NCBI's taxonomy places the organism in Eukaryota, Metazoa, Arthropoda, Malacostraca, Decapoda, Penaeidae. The record is from RefSeq and is a predicted model, not a curated record.
AGGCUCAUCAGAGGAGUGCGGCGUGAAUGCUCCUUGUGUCUCCAAGAGGUGUCGGCUGAUCUCUUCCCGACCCUUUUUUCAUGCCCACACUCUGCUUGUCUUCCCUGUUUAAAACAAUAUUUGAAAGUAGAGAUUACAGAAUCGAGAGUUAACAUUAGCUGUCCGCAGUGCAACGAACUCAUGCAUCCCACAGAUAUUCAUCAGAUUGUUGCAAAUGAUUUGCUAUCAGACAAGUUUGAAGACUUCAUGUUGCGCAGGGUGCUAUCCAUGGACCCAGACACACGGUGGUGUCCUGCCCCAGACUGUGGGUUUGCAGUAAUUGCAACAGGAUGUGCUGGAUGUCCAAAGCUGAAAUGCGAGCGUCCUGGCUGCGGAAGCUAUUUUUGCUACCACUGUAAGGCUGAAUGGCACCCUAACCAGACCUGUGAUAUGGCUCGAGCUCAACGUUCACCAAUAAGUAAUACAUAUAUAUAUAUUUCUUUUUUAGAUGACGAUGUCAAAUCAUGCCCAAGAUGCCAAGUGUUGAUUAUGAAGAUGGAUGACGGUUCAUGCAACCACAUAACAUGCAGUGUGUGCGGAGCAGAAUUCUGCUGGCUGUGCAUGAAAGAAAUUUCUGACUUGCAUUACCUAAGCCCAUCAGGGUGUACCUUCUGGGGCAAGAAACCAUGGACAAGGAAGAAAAAGAUCUUGUGGCAGCUUGGAACACUAAUGGGUCCACUUGGCAUAGGGCUUGUUGCAGGCCUAGCUGUCCCUGCUAUGAUUAUCGGGAUCCCCAUAUGGGUUGGACGCAAAUUGCACGCGCGAUACUCUAAUGGUAGCAGGCAUCGUCGAAAUUUGGCUGUAGUUGGUGGUGUGACUGCUUCAGCUGUAAUAUCACCAGUGCUUGCAGGAUUAGCAGUGAGCAUAGGUGUGCCAAUUUUAUUGGCGUAUGUGUAUGGUGUUGUCCCAAUAUCUUUGUGCCGUUCAGGAGGCUGUGGUGUUACAACUUCAGCCUCUGGUGUUAUUGCUUUUGAUGAUGAAAAUGACAUGGUAUUUGGAUUACCUGGAAGACAAUCAGAAUCAAGCCAUGUGGGAGGUGGAACAGCCAGCAUUGGGGAGAUGUCUUGUGAGUCUGCCAGCAACACAGCCAUUGCCCCAGCAUCCUUGACAGGCUCUAUAGCUUCCUCAUGCAUCUCUAGAAACAAACAGAACUUGGGAGUAUUUCACUUAUGUGUCUUCAGUGAUAUGUUGCUUUUGUGUUUUAACAGAUUGGAAGUUCAUGUAGAUAUUGCACAUGGUGCUCGUUCAAUCGCCAGUGGGGAAACUGCUUCAUUAGCAAUAUCAGAGAGAUCAACCCACACAAUGGACACAGACAAUGCAUCAACCCGGGCUUUAACUGGUUCUCUUUUGCAGUACAAGGUAUCAGAGAGCGAGGCUGAGGAAGAAGCAGGAGCAGGAGGGGACAGUGCCAGCAGGGUGUUAGAGGACGGGGUCGGUGUAAACCCUCACAUUACCAGCCUUUACAUCCACUCCAUUCCACCCUCGGCAAGUGAUAACAACUCGGCUGUCUUGACCCAUGAUGCCAGUAGUGACCAAGGUGCCACAGACUUACGACUAGAUAGUGUAAGUGCAAUAAUCACUGCCAGACAGUUUGCUCGGCGCCACAGUUCCUCAAGCAAGGGAGUGACCUUUCUAGGAGACAGCUGCGAGGCCAGUGACCAUGUCGCUCUCACUUUGGAUGAUGAUGACGAGCAUGAGAAUGGGUCAGACAGUCUCUUUGGUAAUGAGGAGAUUCCUGGAAAUUGUCCAAAUAUCACUCCUAUGGUGGAUCUGCAAAAUGAAAGUGAGAGGGCAGUUACACACAAAAACCCAGGAGGAAGGUUGUUGCAUAAAAAUGUUUUGUUCAGCAAUAGCACCUCUACCUUGCCAUUAGUCCAUGAAAGCCAGAGAAAAAAGAAGAGCAAAGGAGAGAGCAGCAAGCGUCGAGCAUCCAGUGCAGAAGGCAAAGUGCGGAAUUCCAGUAAACCAGUGCGAUGCGAGUCCUUCCCCAAGCUGGAGAGCCAGUGAGUCUGUGAUAAUCGCAUCUUCCUUUAUAUUCACUGAUGGGUAAGAUAAGGACAUAUUAAAAAUCUUCAGUGUGAUAUCCCAAUUGGGAAGCUUUACAUUUAGUAUGUUUAAGCACAAAGAAAAUAUUUGAAACUAGUUUAUUGUAUUUGGAGACGCAACAGGUCUGCAUUAUUUUAAUUGACAUUUUGGGUACCAACUCUUGGUUCAUAAAAUCUCUGCAGGAGGUGGAGUUAUAUAUUAGUAAAGCAUGGUCACUUUUUCUAUGUUGUUAUUAUUUUGGUCAAAUUAGCCAUGUUGAAAGAAAUUGGUAUUUUCUUGCAAAUAUGUUCAUGAGAAAAUUAUGAAUCUUUUAAGAUUAGAAAUAAAUUCUGGGAUGUUUCUCCUUUCCUCCCUCUCCUUCCUCCUUCUGCUUCCCCCCCUCCUUCUUCUCCUCUCCUCUCCUCACUCUUCCUGCCAUUCUCCUCUCUCCCCUCUGCUUUCUCUGUCCUCCCUUGUCUCCAUCCCCAUCUUUUUCCUUUGCUUCAUUACACAUACUUUGUCUUUGGUAAGCUUCCAUUUGUAACUGUAUGGAUGAAAUUCUUUUUGUGUUCCAUGGAGCUUUCUGUGCUGAAAAAAGUAUUUACUAACAUAGAAUUCAUGUCCAUUUGAAUGAAGAUGAUUACAAUGUUAUAAAUGUGUUUAGUGUAUAUUGGCUAUCCUUUUUCUUUCUUCUUUCUUUUUUGUAUCCCCUUUUCUUCAUCAUGGGUUUUAAUUAAGGUGCAUAUUUUGAAGAAGAUGGUGAUAAGUGCAGGUUCCUGAGUUUCUCAAUAUAACAACUUGUCAGCAUAAGCAAGUGUAGUGUGAGGAGCAUUCCAGAAUUUGGCCGUGCUUUACUCCAAUAAACAUUCCAGCCUCAGUGUUAUUGUGGAUGUAGAUACUGUACAGUUUAUUAAUAGCGCUGGCAAAUAUUUGUACCUUUCUAGUCGUUGCAGAAUCAUGAAGCUGUGGACUUUGUGUUUAUACCGUAGUGUAAUGAUAGACAGUGGAUGUUGCAAGUGUACUUUUUUUGCACUUGAUUCAUGGAAUUUUCUUAGAUGUAUUUGAAUAUGAGGUUUUGUGAUUAAAGCAGAAAAUGCUUCAAAAUUAUUGCUCCUUAUAGGCACAAGGAAACUGUCCAUAGCAUUACAGUGGAUCAUUUAUCUUUUAUAAAUGUUUUUGUAAAGCAAAAUGCCUUGCUUUUUAAAGUUUGGAAGUAAGCAUAUGGGUAUACUGAUGUGAGUUGCAGCUGCUUUCCAUCUAAUUAGUUGCAACAAGAAUUACUUCUCCUAUGUGCAUUAUCUGCAUGGAAGUGCCACACAACUUACAACUGCAUUCACUCUUUACAGAAGAGAAAGGGUGUUUUAUGCAGGUAAAGAAACAAACACAGAUUUGAUGUCUGUUGUUGAUUUUUUUUUCUUUUUAUCUAUAUGAAUAAAUGUAUAAUAUAUGUAUAUUAACAUAAUGAACAACAUUCUUAGUAUAAAUUAAAGAUAUCAUUUUUAUUUACCCUUUCCUUUAUGAAACGUAAGUGUAUGAUAAACUAGUAUGAAAGACAAACAUACUGAAUAACAGAUGUGUAUGCACAGAUACAGAUGCUCCUAAACAGAAUCACUUAUAUUUACAAGCCCUCAUUCAGCUCAGGCCUCAUCUCCCAUCUUUCAGCUCAUUUGAAUGCAAUCAUUAUUUAUAUAAUAACAGACUUAUUGAUCAAUGUAGGUACAAUUGCAUCAUGAUACAUCCUAACCACUUAGAGCAUUGAGGUGUACUCUGCUCUCAUAAUACACUUGUAGAAUAAACACAAGUUGUACAUGUUAUCUUGGAGAAUAUUUAUAGUUUCUUCUGGUUGCAGUCCAUUUUUCCCAAACAGUUACAAGAUGUAACUUAAUAUGGUUAUUAUCCCAUAAGGCUUUUUAUUAGGUGCUAUGCAGACAAGUACCCAGAAACGACCAAGUUCUUUUUUUUUGUAAAUAUGGGUAUAUGCAAAAAAACAAACACAUCGGGAGAAUAAUGAAUGAUGUAUAGAUAAGUCGAGAUAAAAUAGGUAAAUGAAGAAAAAAAAUGAUAAAGGAAAAUGCUUUUAAUAAAGUUAACAAAAAUUAUGGCAUAUUUCUUCCAUGCAGGUAAUUGCAUAACAUGGUAAAUGUGUACGUGAUUGUUAUCGUAUACCUAUAGUUAAUGAAAUUAACUGUAAACCUUAAAAAAAAGUGGAAUGAAAAUGUAUUCAGUAACCAGUAAAAUAACUUCAGAAUAUUUGGAAAUCAUUAUCAUUUUGAUGAUGAUGAUGAUGAUUAUUUUCUCUGUGGCUUUACUAAGAUAUUGUUGUUUAUGUUCUUACAAUAACAAGAACCUGUGAAAUUGUCAGUAUUCUUCUAAAGAAAUGUCAGGCAUUAAUAAACCUUUUUCUUCA